AUGCGCCUACGAGGGCCACGGUCGCCGUUCGCUGCGGAAGCCGGUGCUGUGUCUAUGCUGCUGGAGGGCUUCCGCAUGAACAUACUGCAGGACGUUGCCUUUGACAUCUGUAGCUUGUCCGGGCCGCUCCGCGCUCUUGUCUUCCUCGGCAUCGUUCGAAACACGACAUUGUUUCUCGAGGGCGAGGCCCGUCCCGAAGCAGGCUGCCCCCUUAAUUACAAGGGUCUCGGGACACAGAACAUUCUGGUCGACGUCGACACAUUUCGAUUUCCUCGCCAUCUCGACUGGGAGUUUGCCCACACUGCCGCCUGGCAGGGGAACUGCUACCAUAUGCCGUUCUCGCUGCUCUCGCCGGACGCGAAGAUCGAGCGCCGGAGUACAUUGCGCACAAGAACGUGUUGCGGCAGGCAGCUGCGCGGCACUUGGAUGUGCGCAAGUUUUGGGGAGGCUGGGCAGAAGCUCCGCACGGAGAGGCUGGCCCUCGCCUGGUCGUUUGUGGAGACGUUGAAGCGUACGGCGACCAAGGUGUACGCUUCCUUCAUGAGACUGCUCGGUAUUCCCGGAAUAUGGACGAGGAGCUUGUGA
Thermothielavioides terrestris NRRL 8126 is the source of this 585-nucleotide messenger RNA. RefSeq lists its product as uncharacterized. The transcript has 2 exons. Bases 1 to 585 code for a protein of 194 amino acids. The record is from RefSeq and is a predicted model, not a curated record. NCBI's taxonomy places the organism in Eukaryota, Fungi, Ascomycota, Sordariomycetes, Sordariales, Chaetomiaceae.